AGCACAUGUGACAAAGGCAUUCGGUCCCGACCAGUAUCGUCACUAGAAAGCCACAUCUAGUGCACYGUACGGAUUGAUUCAAUCGAUGCCGAGAAAAAGCAUCAUCACUGAAACCAAUUGUAGCAAGUCCGGCAGAUCCGGAACAUGGUCACCAGCCCCACCAACACAAACGAUGUCUUGAUGUCGAAUAGCGAUGGGGACGAAAAUUUAAAAAAAGCCUGCACUGUCGACGGGACAAACAUGCACAAAAAACCAUCGCAAGACGCCGGCAUGGACUCCGGCCUGGCAAGGAGCAACGAUAGCGAUGGAGCGGAAGCCGCAUCGGCGCCAUCGUCUGUAGCAACGAAGGCAACGGAAGCAAAAGAAACGACGGUGAAACGACGAAGGGUUUCUUUCCACACCGACUGCACUACAAAAAUCUUCGAAAUACCCCUCCUGGCGGAAUACGACGACGAAGACAGCAACGGCGGCGGCAGCAUACGAAACGUUCUCUUUUACAGCCAAUCCGAUUACGAUCGAUUCAAGGCUAGCGAGCAGAGGAGAAACGAAAAAAUGAUCGCCAAGAAACUCCAGAAACUGGUUCAGGAGCAGAUGCAGCCCCGCAUCAACGAAGCGGUGGCGAACGGGGCAACCCUGGAAGACAUCGAGGCGAUGAUGCCCAAGACGCACGAGGAAAUGGUGGCCAUGCUCGGCUACAACCCUUCGGUGGCCCGUGGCGGGCCGCACAACCCGGAGAACCACACCGUUGGAUCGUCGCGGUGUCCCAACGCUGUGUAGAAAACCGAGGGUGGUGCUUUUUGCGGUGGCGGCGAUGGAUCCUCCUUGUCGACAGCAUCAGCGGCCGGAGCAAACAAAAACAAUUGUGUUGGUAUCAAAAGCAACGGCGACAGCGGCAACGGCAACCGUACCACAUAGUUGACUCUAGGAAAGGGAAGAAGGGAAUGACUGUUGCGCCAAGCUCCAGUGAGGACGAUGCACAGUACGAGAAUGCGCUGCUAUUCGUUCUAGGAAACAGCAUAUAAAAAAUUCCGAGCAAUGGGGCACCGAAGAGAAGAAACCGAAAUGGGUCUUUGCAUAUGCAUCCAAUCGGAAUCGAAAGAUAAUCUUUCAAAUUGGAACAAUUGACAAAUAAGCAAUGGAURUUGGCCUUUGACUAUCACAAUUGGCAUUGCUGUAGCACGUGUCUGAUUUCAAUCCAGAGGGGUAAGCUCAAGAAAGAUCCUGGAUUGUAUAGAAUUCUAACUGCCCCCUAAGUGAGRAUCGAAGACUGGCCUCAAAACAAGUGAGCUGUCGAUCUCACUCCAUGGAGUUUGAAAAUGAGUUGCAACUGUUACAGUAAGGAAACUAUUGUUUUGCUCUGGGUGCUCCCCAGGCUGCAGGCCUCUUGCAACCGUACAGAUGAGAGAUUGGUUUUUCAAUGGUCUCAAUYUAUUUCUGUACUGUGUUAAAAGUAUUUUUUAGUAGUAUUUUUAGUACUUCUAGCACUUCGGUACUUUUCUUUCUGCCGUACGAUAUGGUCGCACACCAGGAUAAGUUUUUUGCUCAAAACCUUUCUACGGUACAUUUACAACUUUUUAGAGUUCUUUCUGGCACUGCCAUGCUACGGUACAGUGUGUGCAAAUUUUUCGGUCUGACCGUAAUACGAACGUUACACUGUCGUUAAGGAAGUACCUACUGUACUCUAGGUUUUGAACGGAGAAACAAACUACGGAAUCGUUUUUUGCCCCGAACGUGAUUUAAAAAAAUUAUCAGCGUGAC
Pseudo-nitzschia multistriata is the source of this 1758-nucleotide messenger RNA. Lineage: Eukaryota; Bacillariophyta; Bacillariophyceae; Bacillariales; Bacillariaceae. The record is from the annotation of a GenBank genome assembly.